GCGAGUGGAGUGGGUGCCUCUCUACGCUCUAGCUCGUGUGAGUUUGAUUGUAUUACAGCUACAGCUGAGCCAAAUUUGAUAAGCGACAAUAGCGGUCGGUUUGCUUUGGAAAGCUACGUGAAAGUUGGCAUUUAUGGCAAAUACGAGUAAAACGAUUGUUCCUUUGCGUGUAUGUGUGUGUGUGUGUGAGCGAAUUAUUAUACGCUCAUUAAGUUCGCACAAUAAUUUAAAAUAGCAUUUCGAACUCAACUCAUUUGUAGCCGAUUAAGUGAGCGCAUUUCUUUUCAACGAAAAGAACAAUGUGAAGUGGUACAUUCUACAAUUUAUACACAGUUCUAUUAUGCAUAUAUUAUAUACAAAUUUGGAAAAAACAGAGAAUCAUCAACAGAAAUGAGUGAGUAAUGCCACUUCGCCGGGCAGUUGCCGUCGAGCGUUUCAUAAGUGCGGCCGAGUGUGUCCGGCUGUGCCGUUUCAUUUGUUGUUCGCUGCGAAGUGCGAAAGAUACAAGUGUUCCGAAAUUUGAUAAGACUGUUGAACGAUACUCGCAUAAACAUACAAAAAAUAUUUCAACAAAAAUAUUGCAGAUAAACGAAACAUACCAACAAUAGCAUACGCCAAACGGAAAACAAGCAGUAUAUGAAAUUGUUUUUGUAUUUGCUGAAGCACGAAAUAACAGUUGUAUAAAUAUUUUCCAAAUAUUUUGUGUAAACAAAAUUCGUAUUAUUAGUGUAGACAGCCAUAUAUUCAUCCAGUCAAAAAGUAAGCUCAAAUAAGCAAAGUGUUCGCUUGCAACAGGCACGUUUCCGGACGCAGUAAUAACGCAGCAGUUUAUGCCACAGUCAUACACAGAAAAUGUUCUCUACAUCCGGCUACGAUCGACUCUAUGUCCGCAGCUCUUCCGGUUUAGCCAAAUUGCUCUGUAUGGUAAGCGCGCGCAACGCCGCUAUGAUUCACUAUGUGCCGUGGCUGGGAUCACAUGCAUUGCUGUUAGCUUGGCGCCAGUGACGAAUCUGCGCGGCCUCGUCUACAUGUGUGUCAUGGCGUGCGCCUGCCUUGGCAGUGCGCUGGUGUUUUUAAACAAUUUUUGUGAAAUGCGUUUUUGUAGGCGGCACUUUUGCAAUGCAACCAGGUUCGAGCUGUAUAUUCAUGCCACACUCGCCGUUCUGUGCUUUCUUGCCUCAUCCGCCGCGCUGACGUUGGCGCUGGUGACCUAUUCCAUUGCAGCGUUUUUCGGCUAUGUUGCAUUCUGCUUGUACGCCUUGGAGGCCUGGUUCAACUAUAAGCGUUACCGCCAGCGUGAUAUGAGCACACAGACGUAGUAGUGUGUACAUGAAGGUUGUUGCAGAUAAUAGUAUUUUCGCUGUUUAGGAAAUAUUGCAUAAAUGUUUGUGGAUAUUAGCCAUGCCGAUGUCACUUGCCUGCCUCUAAUGCACAGUGUUCCAAAAUAAUGUUUAGUAAACAGUAUGUAAUAUUAGCUAAUAAUCAAUAUGUAACAUUAGUAUAAGUAACUUUAACAUAUUUGUCGUGUUAUAAGUUGCACUUAAGCAGUAAUAACUUUGACUCAGAAGUCAAACCUGAUGUGGGUCUUCAAAUACAUAUCAACAAAAAUACUCUUGUACAGUCAGAUGACUUUAAAGCGUUUAAGUUUGGAUUGCAAGUACUUAUAGACUUAUAUUCAUGUGUUUAUCAAGAAACAUAUAUAUUGUAUUACAUAUGUGCAAAAAACAAAGUAUAAAUGGACUAUGUGCUGCCCAUAUAAUGAAAUAUACUAAGCAUGCCUUUGAAGUGGCUCGAGCUUGUUGAAAUUUAUAUCCAAUCAAAUAUAGUUGAAGAUUUUCAAUUUGUAUUAAAAUACUUCGGAAUUAUAAAAGCCUUGUAAAACUAUAAAA
Bactrocera latifrons is the source of this 1889-nucleotide messenger RNA. RefSeq lists its product as uncharacterized. The coding region runs from base 831 to 1319 and encodes 162 amino acids. Gene Ontology annotation, cellular component: membrane. NCBI's taxonomy places the organism in Eukaryota, Metazoa, Arthropoda, Insecta, Diptera, Tephritidae. The record is from RefSeq and is a predicted model, not a curated record. The transcript has 3 exons.